CAGCAGCGGCACACGCCGAGUCUGCUGCAGCAGGCGGCCACGCAAGCCACUCGCUCUUCGAAGCAGCUAGCAGCGAGUCGCUUGAUCGCAGGAGUUGCCGCCGCCGCCGGAGACGCCGUUUCCCCCAGGUGUUGCCAUGCAGGCCUGCCUAGGCGAGUGCUCGCCACAAAUUUCGUGGACCAAAUACUGCACUCAUGAAACCGAGAACAUCGUGUUUCCGGACAAGGACAGCGUCUGCGCCUGGCAGCUGGGAAAGUCAGUCGCAGAAUCUCCACACCAACAUAUCACCAGAACACCAAAGCCCAAGGUCUACCCAGAUAUCCUCCAUCAUGUGGGAGAAACACCAAUGGUUCGAAUCAACAGAAUUAAUAAGGAGUAUGGCUUGGAAUGCGAACUGUUGGCUAAAUGCGAGUUCUUCAACCCUGGGGGUAGCAUCAAGGAUCGCAUCGGGCUGCGAAUGGUGGAGGAGGCCGAGCGUGAUGGUAUUCUCAAACCUGGCUCAGUCAUCAUCGAGCCCACCUCGGGGAACACAGGCAUCGGUCUGGCGAUGGCAGCGGCCAUUCGGGGAUACCGCUGCAUCAUCGUGCUGCCGGAGAAGAUGAGCCGAGAGAAGGUGGACGUGCUGCGUGCGCUGGGCGCAGAGAUUGUGCGCACGCCCACCAGUGCGCGCUACGAUUCGCCCGAGUCGCACAUCUCGGUCGCCUUCAGCCUCUGCCGCGAAAUCCCGGGCGCCGUCAUCCUCGAUCAGUACCGGAACCCCGGCAACCCCUUGGCGCACUACGACACGACGGCCGAGGAGAUCCUGGACCAGUGCGGCGGCCACGUGGACAUGGUGGUCAUGGGUGCAGGAACCGGCGGCACGGCCACCGGCGUUGCAAGAAAGCUCAAGGAGCGCCUCCCCAACGUUCAGAUUGUGGCCGUUGAUCCGCAUGGCUCGGAGUUGGCCGUCGAUGCUGAGCCCAACGAUCCUUCUGUGACGAUGUACGAGGUCGAAGGCAUCGGCUAUGACUUCGUGCCGACAGUCCUCGACAGAAGCCUAAUUGACAAGUGGUACAAGUGCAACGACAAGGAUUCCUUCCUCAUGGCCCGAAAGCUGAUCCGACAUGAGGGUCUCCUUUGCGGUGGCAGCAGCGGGUCGGCGAUGAGCGUGGCCGUGGUGGCGGCCAAGUCCCUGAAGGCUGGCCAGAAGUGCGUAGUAAUCCUGCCCGACGGAGUGCGCAACUACAUGACCAAGUUCCUCUCGGAUGGCUGGAUGGCUGAGCGCGGCUUCAUCUCGCUCUAUUCUGAAAUGAGCACGAAGCAUUGGUGGUGGAACCAGACGGUGCGUUCUCUGCGGCUGCGCAUACCGCUGACAGUGACGCCCGGCGUGAGCUGCCAGGAUGCCGUGGAACUCAUGAGCGCCGAAGGCAUUGACCAGGUCCCCGUCGUCGAGGAAAGCGGAGCUGUGCUCGGAAUGGUCUCACUAGGAAACUUAAUGUCUAAGAUACUGGCACGGCGUAUCGACGCCACGACCCCUGUAGCAAAGGCUGCCUAUGACCAGUUCAGAAAGGUAACCCUGGACACGACGCUGGGCGUGCUGUCCACGAUGCUCGAACACGGCCACUUCGCCCUGGUCGUCGCGGAGCAAGUGCAAGAAAGCCAGAGAACCAGUGAUUCUGCAUGGUUGCCGUCUCAGCGCCGUUUUACUCCUCCGUGGUUGCCACGGCCAAUGGCUACAGGUGCGUCAACUACGAAGGAGGUUGUCAUUGGCAUUGUUACCAACAUAGAUCUUCUGCGGUUCAUCACCAAAGGAUCCAAGCCGAAGUCUGACAACAGCAUCAACGGUGACAAGAGGAUGACGGAGUAAAGCAGUCACUUCGAAUAAAGUUAGCGUCCCCUUGCCUUCAGCAUUCGUAAAGUCCCCGCUCACCCGACACCCAUUUUUUUCUCUAUUGUAUACGUAAUCAGCUCGCUAAGUUUAAUUUCACGCUUCUAAUUCAAAUUAACGUCAUGCAUUGUCUUCCACCAGUAUACGUAUAUAAAAAAUCCAGUGUGAUAGACUGGGCUGAAUGGACAGAAUGGUAAGAAAAAAAAGUUUGCUCUUCAACCAAUGGACCAAGUUCUUGCAAAAUAGAACUUUUCAUGCUGUACUCUAAAUUUACUGGUUUCUUUGGGACCUUACUAGCAGCGACAACAAUUUUUAGCUGCAUCUGAAAUUAACCAAAGCAGUAGAACCACUCAGCGAGCGUUAACAGGGCAGUAUACCAGCACCUAGUCAAGGGGUCGGGUAUAAAGAAGACGAAUACGGCUGAUGACUAUAGUGGUGGUCUUCUAAUUACCGUCGGUCUGAGCUAAGUGUGCCGCAAGCAACUAUGACAUAAAGCAUCUAGGGACUUAACCAAUAGCUGCCAAGAUGUUUGUGUGUGAUGGUUGAACAAGUAUGGCACUUGCUUCCGCUCUUCGAGGAUCGUUUAUACGCAGAAACAGAAGCGCAGGAGUCCUUAAGAACCCUCGAAUGCCUGAAUGUAGCACAGCACUGAGGCAGCGUGCGAGUGUGUUUAACGAAAGCUCAAAAUGUCAACCCUGCUUAACGUAGGGCUUUCUAUACUUCAGAUAGAUGUAGUUUUCCGUGUAUCACACAAAAUUAACUUGAUAAAAGGCGAGAGAUCAGCGGUUGUAUUAUAGUAGCUACGUCCUUUAAUCAGGCUUCGACAUAGUAUGAUUUGUGAAUAUAUUUCCCCAGAUUUGUAAUGCGGCAGUGACACAAACCUAACUAAAGACUGUUAAUCCCACUUAGAAUAAGUAGCAUAUACUUUGGAUUAUCACAAUAGUGUCCGUCACAUACGUCAUGACGUAUGGCGGCGGGCACUGUCCUCGGAAUCAAAGUGUACGCACUGCCUUCAGGGAAUGAAAUUUGACGAUUCUGACGAACGCCCUUGCAUCGGACAACACUAAAGACGUCACACGUACUUUUCGCCAUACUCCAUACUUGCACGUUUUUGUGCGUGGCGCACUGACAAGUCGACAAUUUUUAUGGACUCGCUAGCCUCGCACUGAAAAUAUCAUUUUAUUCUUAGAGGACUAUCGGGAACCCGUUGGUUUUCGGUCGCCAUUGCGAGGAAUCCGCACAGGUAGGCUCUAGCCCGGCCGAGGCUCUAGUAUCUGGUCGCCCGCCCCACCGCGUACUUGUACGGUUUGUGCUUAUAACGCGAUAGCAUGAAGGGCGCAGAAAAUGCGGCGUUGGCGUCCAUCGUUGGACGUGGACAGAUUGCGAAUCCAUUUCCGAACCACGCAUAACCAACCAUUCUUCUACCACUAAAGUUGCUCACACCUUUCUUCCAUUCUUUACAAAGUUAUUCCUCAGAGUUAUUCCUCUUUCCUCAUUUGCAGACAAACUUUCGUUGGUACCAUGGGACACUGUGUAUAAUAUUACAGAUGCUUGCGCAGCUUACGAAGAAUUCCUUAAAAUCCUUAAACCUAUAUUUACAGAGAACUCUCCUUUUGUACGCUAAAGCAAAAGAGAAAAAUUCGUAAGUCCUGGAUAACCUCUGACCUGGCAGCAAAAAUUCGGGAGAAAAAUACAAUGUUUAGCAAAUUUAUUAAGAAUAGAGAUCCAGACGCACUGAAGAAGUUUAAAACUUUCCGUAACAGUUUAAACAAAGAGUUAAAAAGAGCAAGAAAACAUCAUUUUAAUAAUUUAUUUACUUCCCUUUCUGGCUGCUCAAAUGCUCUCUGGAAGAAGUUGAACUCAGUGUUACAAUAUAAUGUUAAAAACCAAUCAGUUCGUGAAAUAAAAUACAAUGGCAACGAGUUGUCAGGGAAGGCGUUAACCAAUGCUUUCAAUGAGCAUAUUGUGAACACCGCGGGUCAAAUGGCAGCAACGAGUGAUUUAAAAAAUGUUUACUACAAUAACAGUUCAGUGUUCCUUGACCCUGUCACUGAAGCUGAAGUGACAGAGGUAAUAAUAAGCCUAAAUAACAGCAGUGCGUUGGAUGUUGACGGGAUGCAAGCGAAGCCUUUGAAGCAUGCUGCCUCUUUGCUUGCUCCAUGCAUACGGUACAUAUUUAACUUAUGCCUCGAGCAAGCGAUAUUUCCACCCCAAAUGCAAGUUGCUCGUGUUAAGGUACUCUAUAAGAAGGGUGACAAGAACGAUAUGGGCAAUUACCGGCCUGUUUCUAUAUUGCCCGUGUUUUCAAAGGCCUUUGAAAAGGUAAUCCUCAGGAGACUGAAAAAAUUCGAACAGAAACACAACAUCUUGAUUGACUGCCAGUAUGGUUUCCGUGAGGGUUUGAGCACUGAAUCGGCACUUCUUGCACAAAAAGAGUAUAUACUAGAUCAAAUCGAAAAAGAAAAUGUAAUACUGGGCAUUUUUAUAGAUUUUUCAAGGGCCUUUGACCUUAUUAAUCAUGAACUGCUUAUUAGGAAGCUAGAACGAUACGGUAUGCGAGGUGUUGCUGCUUCUCUAAUCUAUUCAUAUUAAAGAAAUAGGCAACAAAUUGUAGACAUAGAAGGCUUUCACUCGGAUCCAUUAGCAGUUUCUUGCGGUGUGCCUCAAGGCAGCAUCUUGGGACCAUUUCUUUUCAAUCUCUAUCUAAAUGACAUUGUAAGUAUUUGUCCAGAAGUAAAAUUCGUCAUUUAUGCAGAUGAUACUAGUAUAUUUUUGUCAGCAAAAGAAACCAACGAAAUAGUUCGCAACGCCAACGAAAUCCUGGGUAAACUUGAAAAGUGGACAGAAGAAAAUGCCUUAAAAAUAAAUGUACAGAAAACAAAGGCAGUUUUGUUUCACGCUAGAAACAAGAAGAUAACAUUAAAUCAAAGGGUUCUGCUUAACUCAACUCCAAUUCAAAUAGUGCCUUCUAUUAAAACACUGGGUGUUGUCUUCCACAAUACCUUGUCUUGGGACGAGCACAUAGAUCAGUUAACAACAAAACUCUCCCAAGUAAUCGGCCUCAUAUAUCGGAACGCAAGCAUACUACCACGCAGUGUAAUGAUGCUAAUUUACAAUACUUUAUUUUGUUCCAGACUUAAUUAUUGUCAACUAGUUUGGGCCUCUACGACGCAAACCAAUCUGCAAAAAAUCCAUGUUUUGCAAAAAAGUUUCUUCGAGUUAUUGCAGAUGUUCCCAGGUACCAUCCAUCUGAGCCCUUAUUUCGCAGCUACAACAUAAUGCCAGUAACAAAUAUUUAUGAUUAUUGCCUGUACAAGCGAUAUAAACAAGAGAUAAAAAAUAAUACUUGUUUCUUGCGUCAGUUAGCGAAGUUGAAACUUCACUCUACUACAUAUAAUACGCGAAAUUCUGAAACAUGGGCAAUAGAUACUUGUAGGACAACAUAUGGCUUACAAAUGUUGAAGAACCGGCUGCCAAGGUUAUUGAAUACGCUACAGAAAAAAAAUAUAGAGCCUGACAAAAUUACUUUUGCGGACCUUCGAAAAUACUUUAGUGCGUAGAAGAAGAAAACAAAAAGGGAAAAAAGAAUAGUAUAGUUAGUGCAUAAUUUUGCUGCACUUUUACUGCGGAGUUAUCUGCGCUUUCUGCGGUUCAUUUUGUGUGCGCUGGUCUCUGGUGGCGUUCUUGUAUGGAUAAACAGUGUCUUGAAAGCUGAAUGUUUGCACUUCAUAAUUGUAUAACUUCAAAUUGUAUUGUAUUAAUUGUAUUGCAAUUGUAGCUGUAUUAAUUGUAUAACUUCAAAUUGUAUAACAUAAUUUGUAUAACGAUGUCUGAAUAUGGAAUGAGUUUUAUCUUUUUGUAUGUAUGGAUUUCAGUGAGUGCUGAUCAUAACUCACAUAUAUUUUAUAAUAUGCUGACUGCUACGUGAAGUUGCCAGUGCGGGGGCCUGCGGCCUUGUCAAGCUGCAAUGCGACAGCUUUUUCUGUAGGCCUCCGGCAUCGUGUAUUUCGGAUGCAAAUAAAGUUAUUAUUAUUAUUAUUA
Dermacentor andersoni is the source of this 5908-nucleotide messenger RNA. RefSeq names its product Cystathionine beta-synthase (gene Cbs). NCBI's taxonomy places the organism in Eukaryota, Metazoa, Arthropoda, Arachnida, Ixodida, Ixodidae. Gene Ontology annotation, cellular component: cytoplasm. Gene Ontology annotation, molecular function: cystathionine beta-synthase activity. The record is from RefSeq and is a predicted model, not a curated record.